Mugil cephalus (flathead mullet) is the source of this 9501-nucleotide messenger RNA. It is a transcript of the gene nhsb, whose product is annotated as Nance-Horan syndrome b (congenital cataracts and dental anomalies). Gene Ontology annotation, biological process: cell differentiation; lens development in camera-type eye. Lineage: Eukaryota; Metazoa; Chordata; Actinopteri; Mugiliformes; Mugilidae. The coding region runs from base 569 to 5809 and encodes 1746 amino acids. The transcript has 13 exons. The record is from RefSeq and is a predicted model, not a curated record.
ACAAUAAAGAGUGCAGCUCGGUUACUCAACAACAUGUCUGCAUUUAAUGCCAGGUCACUUCAACGAAUUCUCCGCUAGUGUUUAUGUUUUUGUCCAUGUCUAUGCUUUGUAGCUUUACUAAUUUACGCACACUCUCCUCCAUUCUUUCCCUGCUUUAAUAAUGCUUCUCGACACCUUUUUUCUUAUUUUGAAAGGUUGGAGGGGCAUUUCCUUUUCAUCGUGGCUGUCUUGACGCGGCACGGAGGCAAACCCAUGAUCGCAGACUCAACACGCAUCCUCACACCACUGACCUGGGCUUCGCUGUGUCCUGCAUGUGUGUGCAUGUGUGUGCGUGUGUGAGCGGGAGAGUGAGUGAUCCCCAGAAACCAGCAGCAGGAUGGAGGAUCUCAAGGAGAAUCUGGGAACUUUGGAUUGACGCCCGGGGAUAACGCGCGGUCGGCCCGAAACGCAUCGGACUUCUCGUGGAUUUAUAUAUUUGGAUGUUGUCUGUUUCCCCCUUUUACCUUUUUCUCCUAGGCAGUGGGAAUUUACACUUGGCUUACAACCCCAGUUAUUUUUGGCGUGCAAAAUGCCAUUCGCCAAAAGGAUUGUGGAGCCGCAGCUUCUGUGCAGGCACCAGAUCCCCAACGAUGAAGGUCUGCUUUUCGAGGACCUGUGUGCCAUCAGUAAUGUGGUUCUUUCCCGGACCUUGCGACAGCUCUCCGACCUGGCCCGGCACGCCUGCUCCUUAUUUCAGGAGCUGGAAAACGACAUCAUUAACACCAACCAGCGGGUCUGGGUCCUCCAGAACAAAAUAGGCCAGAUACAGCAGACUGCCAGUGCCCUAGACCCCAAAAAGGAGGCAGUGCCGGUGUCAAAUCUGGAUAUAGAGAGCAAGCUUUCGGCUCACUAUCAAGCUCCAUGGCACCAGCAACACAACGUGUUUCAUCCCUGUACCCGGUCACCAUGUCUGGAAGAGCUGCACAGAAACGCUCAGCUCAGUCUCCGAGCUCUGCAUCGAGACGAGGAACUGCGCCAGCGGUCCACGAGUCGGGAGAGAAACAGGGUGACCAUUUCUAUCUCAGUGGCGCCCCCCAUGCCCACCUUCCCCUCGCCACACUCUAUCCGCCGCCAACAGAGGAGUCGCCUGGCACGAGCGCAAGAGAGAGCAGAGAGGGAGCGAGAGUUAGACUACCAACCCAGGAAGGAGAGGCCUGUGAGAGAAACAGAGAUCCAGACCAUACAGAGAAAGGAGAGGCAAGGGAGAGAAGCAGAUAUUCAGACGAUCCAAAGAAAGUUUGAGUGCUUUUACUCACUUCACCCUAUUGAGAGUUGCAUCUUCAUUCCAUGGAGUAGAAAGUCUACCUCGACAGGGGAGGGUGAAGGUGGUGAAGUCUUGGGAGGACACAGAACCAAGGCCUCUGCCUCCAGUGCCCCCUCAACCCAGGAUAAACAAACAAACUGGUCAAAGGAAAAUGCCCCUCCAUCAGAUCAGAAAACACCUGGUGAUUCUCAUGCCGUCUCCUCCUGCAUCAUCCCCAUCAAUGUCACAGGCUUCUCUGUUGUCAUUGCAGGAGUCGGGUUUGACAGAGAAGCAAGUGCUCGUUGCUCCCUUGUCCAUUCCCAGUCUGUUCUUCAGAGGAGAAGGAAGCUGAGGAGGAGGAAAACUAUAACAGGAAUACCCAAAAGAGUACAACAGGACAUGGACUCAGAUGAAUCACCCGUAGCAAGAGAGCGCACAGUGAUCAUACAUGCCAACCCACACCAACUCUCACUCUGUCAGGAAGACACCUCAAUUAGUGGUCGCCUCCAUCACACUCGUGACUCUGGCUGCCAGACAGAUGAUUUCCUUAUAGCAUGUACAGCUGCUCCUUCAAGGAGGCGCAUUAGAGCUCAACGUGGUCAUCAGGGUAUCCCUGCCUCUCUAUCCCAUUCAACAGGCAAUAUUUCUUCCCUGGGUGACCAGUCAGACUCAACAUACACCACGGCUGCAGCCCAUGGUGGACGCCUGCGCUCACGUAGCCUUCCACGAGAAGGUGGACGCCUGAUGGACAGUGACGAAGAUGAUGAUGAUGACAAUUAUGAUGAUGAUGAUGAAGAUGAAGAGUUGUCACCAUACGAAGCAGAGGACUUUAUUCCACCAGGUCCCAGUCCAAGAAUGAAAAUGAUGAUGAUGAAGGAUGAAGAAGAAAGCACAGAUGACCAGGCAGCUCCUGAGCCAUUACAACUAGGAAGCCUAAAAAGGUUGCAACGAUCUGGGGAACGAGACAGAGGGAGUGGAGGGGGUGGGAGCCCAGAGCAUAGCUGGAUGGAGAGGGGUCGUUCACGCUUGCCUCGCAAAGCUGACAUGGGCAGCUGUGAGAUUUCAUCAAGUUCAGAUACUUUCAGCAGUCCGAUUCACUCAGUGUCUACAACCGGAGUCCUAGGCAGUCACGUGGACCAUAAAGAAGAUCACCAGUCAUCCAGUGGAAACUGGAGUGGUUCAAGCUCCACCUGCCCCUCACAAACAUCUGAAACAAUUCCCCCACCCUCUUCUCCACCCCUGACAGGCUCAUCCCAUUGUGAUUCAGAGCUGUCACUCAACACCGUGCCCAAUGCCAUUGAUGAAGGAUUCUCUCUGGAUCCUUCAUACCACUCUGACCUCAGACCCCAGGGCCAGGGUCAUAGAUCAAGCUCGUUCACAUCCUCAGCCACAGACCAGCUGGAUGAUGCAGGAGUUAGUACAGCCAGUGAGGGGGAGUGGACAUACCCUCCAGACCAAGACCAGACUGAUCCAGAUCAAGACCCUGAUCACACCCAAAACCUAAGCCAGAGCCAUGGGUUAACACAGGAAUACGGCUCCAAACAAGGUCUAGAAGACCAAACCUGUUUCAGUGACAAGAUGACACUGACAAGCAACACUGAAAAGGAACAUGGUUCUCAUUACGCAAGUGAUACAGAGGGUUUCUACUCAUCUUCUGUGCAUUUUGGGGAGUGUAGUCAGAGUUACAGAGGUUACAUGUAUAACUAUGCAGACCCCGGGCCUGACUGUGGUCAGUCCAACACUGUGGCACCAAUAGUAUCCCAUGGAGUUUACCCCAAGCCCUCAGCUGAGUUGAGAGCAGGCACUAUGACACUGGGGAGAACCUGUCGUCCACUGAGAAAACCGAAAAUCAAACCUCCACCACCAAAACGGACAUCCUCACUGAAGGAGACCCUUGUUAGUGUUGAUGUUGGAACGGACACACAGGCAGAUCAGGAUCAACCAAAGACGGUUAGUGAGCAGGAGCUUAACUUGUCUUCCACAGAUAUGAAGCUGGAACUGGACCUAGAGCUUGGAGGUGAUCCAGAACCAUUACAGACAUCUUGUUUAGUGGCGGAGCCCUUGGGAAGUUGGGGGAUGGGACUGGGUGAAACUGUAGACAUAGUAGAGCCCAUGUCCUUCAGCUCUGCAGAUACACACUCAUUUAAGGAUGAAGGUGCUGUGCAAUCUGACUAUGCAGACCUGUGGCUUCACAACACUGAACUGAAGUCCAACAAUGGUGAGUACACAUCUAUGUCCAACUCAAGCACAGCCACAGGUACUACUGUCAUGGAGUGUAUGAAGUCACCAGACAGCUCUUCCUCUUCCACAGAAACCCAAACCCAGGCCCUUGCACAGGCUUCAGAGACCAGGGCAACUAGUCCACCUCUCCCACCUGGAGACUUCAAACUUGGGUCACCUGAGAAGCUGGCUGGUUUGGCCUCACCAUCAAGUGGCUACUCCAGCCAAUCAGAGACUCCAACGUCAACCUUGCCCUCAUCUUCUGCAGCGUUCUUCCCAGGACCACUAUCUCCUUCAACUGGCAAGAGAAAGCCCAAAGUGCCCGAGAGGAAGUCUUCUCUCUCUUCCCUGCAGCACUUCCCCAGAGAUGGAGCUUCCAUUUCCUCUUGCUAUAAGAGAGACCCAGACUUUCCUCCUCCACCUUCUCAACUUGAUCUCAAUGUUCUCCAUGGUGGCUAUGUCAGACAUACUUUAUCCCACCGGACACACCACAUACACACGCUCCACCACAGCAAACACAGAGCUGCGAAUGUCUUGGCCACUGGCACAAAGCUUUUGGCCCCUGAGGCAAAAAAUACCAACCCGCCGCCAAGUUCAAACUCUGCUUUAACAAUUCCUACUUCAAAUCUACUGGUGAUUACGCCAGCUGCACUUCGCUCAGUGCAGCUGCAUUCCAUCAACCAAUCAACAGAUCUACAGAAUUCUUCCACUACAAACCAGGAAACAAGUGGAACAGAGACCGCUACAAGGCCCAAAUGUGCUCCUAGUAGUUCCUGUCUGGCUCCCCCACCUAUUAACACCAGACCUCUCCCUCCGCGCAGACCACCUCCCAGACCACCAGGUCAUGCAGUACAUGACCACACCUCCUCCCCCGAACACUUACAACCACCUCCCCCUGGCCGCCACCCCGAUGGGCCUCCAUCAUAUGAAAGCUUGCUACUAAGACAAGACCGCUAUGGACCUGGAACCUUCUGGGCUAUGACAGCCUUCCGAACCCGGAUGGAUCCAUCAUCAGAUCUCUCCGAGGACAGCUCACCCCUGCAUCGACCUGUGCCACGUGCUCCCCACCCUUCGCCUGUGGAUUUACACACACAUAUCCACUCACACACAGAGUUCCGAGGGCUCACCCACUCAGCUCAUGCACACACUGAGUUUAGGGUUUUAGGAGAGCGUUCGUUCUCCCAAGACGACGAUGACGAUGAAGAUGAUGAGGAGGAAGAGGAAGAGCAGGUGAAAGAAACACCGAGGGCUGCAUGUUCCAGAGGAGGCAUGCGAUCGGACCACCCUCCACCCCCAGCAUAUGAGUUUGCUGGGAUAUCCCACUCAGACUCAGGGCCCUGGGCUAGUCCAGUCAAAGUGCCUGGUAACACUAUGGAGACAUCGCAUCCUUACCUAAUCAGCGAUGCAAGGAAAGGAGGACAUGAAGAGCAGGAAGAAGAGGAGGAAGUGACAUCAGGUGCUACCAGAAGUGCCCAUCAGCAGCAGCCACAGGACAGCAAAGAUGACUCCACCACUCCUGACACUGAGGAUUACUUCAGUAAAGAUUCCACACCCAGUGAUAAUUCGCUCUCCCCUCUGACGGAUGACACCAAAGUAGAUGAUGACAUUAUCAUCACGUCACCGAACAAGACCCGUACAACUGAGGACCUGUUUGCUAUGAUACACAGAUCCAAGAGAAAAGUCCUGGGCCGUAAAGAUUCAGGGGACCUAAAUGCAAAGUCCCGUCUCUGCCCUCCAGCACCAGUAACCUUGGCCCCCAGCAAUGUUUCCACAGUCGUCAUCCCUCCAGCCCCUCCUCUCAACAUCCCAGCUACCUUAGCCACUGCUACUGGGUCACAACGAGCCCCGGUGCCAAUCUAUCGAAGCGCAAAGAAAUCCAGUACGUCCAACGAGGAGUUCAAACUCCUAUUGCUGAAGAAAGGCAGCAGAUCUGAUUCCAGCUACCGCAUGUCAGCUACAGAGAUUCUGAAGAGUCCUAUCACCCCUAAAACACCAGGGGAGUCCCUUCAGGAGGGACCCAUUAGGCAAGCUGAAGAGCCACCAACUACACUCCAAGAACCCCUCAUAUCUGGCCUAGACCCAAUCCAGAUACCAGGCCUUUUUCCCAGGGCCAACUCUGAGAGUUUCACCCCCAAAACCCUGCCUAUGUCAGCUGCCUCCCGACAGGGACGUUCUCGGAUCCCUCCGGUGGCCAACAGCAGUCGCUACAGUACACGCAGUCGCCUCUACACAGCCCCCAUGCAAGCCAUUUCUGAAGGGGAGACAGAGAACUCAGAUGGGAGCCCCCAUGAUGACAGAUCAUCCUAAAACCACCUGAUGAGAGAUGUCCUCUAUUCUUCUGUGUCCUACAUUUGAAAUGGGUCCUCCUACUUUUCUAAUCUUGGACAGGUUUGCCAACAAGGCCAAAAGUGUAAUUCUUGAAACCUACAAAAUCUGAUGGUUUCUGAAGUGCACCCAAUUAUGAAAAUACUAUUCUAUUUAAGGGUUGCAAACUGUUGUGAAAUAGUUAAUUAUAUAGGGAUGAUUAUGAAAAUAUACCUAAAUACUGUAUUAUCUAAAGAAUAGCUCCCUCUGCAAUUGAAAGUGCAAGACAUAUUUUGAUUGAACUGUCUUUUUAAAAAAAAGAAAAGAAAAAAGGAAAAAAAAAAAACGCUUCCAAAUACUUGGAAAAUUAUAAGAAAAGAAAUUUUGUGGAGUACAGACAAAGAGCGUGUGCAUGAACAAGCACAUGCAAAAUCCACUCAUAUUUCUAAUUCUUGUGUUUUGAAUGGUGUGGAUGUGUUACUGAGGAACUGAUUUCUUAUUAAAAUUAAAAGUUAUUAUGACAUUUAACAUUCUUUUAAACUUAUGGUGCCGAAAGCAUUGGCCAGACUUCCCAGAGUCCAUACUCUCUAAUAUUCCUGCCAACAUGCAAGGGUUGUUUCAUUCUGGAAGUUACUAACAACAUCUCAACAUAACAUCAAAUUCCAUUAGGGCCUCACAUUAGAGAGUAUAUCACACAGAGCCAAUCAUAUAUUUCUUCACAUAAAGUAUAUCCAGAAAAGAUAACAUGAUGCAUGUAUUUUUGUAAAACUGCGCCUCAGAACAUGAUGAUAAAUUUUCACCAUGUUGCAUGACCGUAUAUGGAAACAUCCCCUGGAUCCUGGUUUCUGUCGCCAUUUUUUUUGUGGUUCCUUUGUAUUAUAAGAAUUAAGUCAUCUUUCACUAAAACAAAAACAAACAAAAAAAAAGAUUUUAGUGACAUUUGUACCACAUUGCCAGUGAUCUAAAUUGAUCUGUCAUGGAUUUGAGUGUCGAACAAGAAGGAGCAAGGGCUUGCGCCUAUUUGUCUAAGAUACAGGCUAAUUUUGGACAAUCGCACAGUGGCCUUUCUCUACUAGAGGUGGUUGUAGGCAGGGCAUCCAUAUAUAUGGAGCUAUGCCACGUUCCACUAGAAUUCAAUCACAUGCAUAUUUUAACCCAAGUUUGAAAUCUGGUAUGCCAAGACUGACUAAAGGUUUUCCAGCUGCUGGCCAGUCUUGCUGUGCUGACUUGAAGUGGAAAAAGGUGCAUUUCAAUGCAGAUUUAAAAUAUACCAUUGAGUGCAGACGGUGAAAAUGCUUUAGAAGGUCCUCAAUCGGUUUGACUCGAGGUUCAUUUUGGAAAAGGCUUCCAAGAACCAACCUCGCUUUUGCACUUCAUGAUUCUUCAAGAAUAUUCCUUGAAAAGAAAAUAUAUCUUAUAAUGAAAUGCAUAUGUAUAUUUGUACUGAAUAUUAAAAAAAAAAACUCAUAUCUAUAUAAAAUGACGAGCAGAAAUUUUAUAGGGGAUCAAUCUGAGUGUAGCAGAGAAGAAAAGGUCUCACUGACAACAUUACACAUGAAUCUUAGCAAUGUAAACUGUUCUCCUCUCCUUGUUGCCUCUCCUUCAUUUGCACUGACCCAGUAGCAUGAGACAGGUGAAAGCUCAACCCGGCCGCUGGUGUGCACCGUUUUGUCUUACCCUCCAAACCUCACCUCCCAAAAUCUGACAGAGAUGAGACGAGAGGAGGAAGAGCAGCAAAGUACUCGCUGUUUUGCUGUAGCCUUUUCUAUCCAACACCAGGGUUAGCGUAUGCCGUAAAAAAACAAAAAAAACAAAAAACGUUGUCAUCUUUCCAACUAAUUUUUACGCAUUUAAAGUAUCCGGUGUGCCACAGAAGCUACCACCAGUGGAAAGCUUGACCUCUCGCCUGCCUACCACAGCAAACACAGUACAUGUACUUCUUACAGUCAGAGACCGUACUUCAAUUAAAACCAUUCACUGUAUUCUGUGAAUACCUCAGCAAGCAUAUUACUGUUUUAUUGUAAAUGCUAGAUAGAUGGAUAGAUAGAUAGAUAGAUAGAUAGAUAGAUAGAUAGAUAGAUAGAUAGAUAGAUAGAUAGAUAGAUAGAUAGAUAGAUAGAUAACAAACCACAACUGUUUGAUACUCAGCGAAUCUCAAUUGCAGAACUGACACUGUGUAAGAUGGAGAGAGUAAAAAGCUGUGAACUGAUUAUUAGAAUUUUACAUUCAUCAUACCCAUAUUGCUGAAGCGCACUUGUUCCUGUUCAUUGUUUUAUUUGUUGUGUUUUCUAUCGCAUGCAAUAAGUAAAAGGGGGGGAAAAAAGGGGAGAAGAAAAGAAAAGGACACCACCAAAUCAUUAUUUUUAUCUGAGGGAUGUCUCCAUGAGAAAAGAUUUUGUAUUUUCCAUUCAAAUGUCAAGUUGAAUAGUGUGUUCUAUAGAUGUACAAACUGUCUGGCUAAUUCUGUUCUGUAUAGUCGUGAUCACAAACAGGGGUUUAUCUUGUACUGUAUAUCUACUCACUGGACAAUCAUACGUAUAAGAGACUGUAAAGAAAAUGAUAUAGAAUCUGUCGGGAGGGAGAACCCGAACACUUUUGCGUCCUACUCGCGCUGGAGCUGUGGAAGCGAGAAGAAUUAUUUUCCAGGAGAAACUGCUGAUUACGUUUCAUAUCUGGUGCAUAUCUGGACAUGUCGCUUUGGAUAAAAUGUACAAAUAAAACAAGCAUAGAAAAGGGGAAAAAAAAUAUAUAUAUCAUAGACCUAAAAAUCUACUUUGAUAAUGAUCUGAAAGAUACCGUCUACUUUUGAGUCACGGCUGAUUUUUUUUCAUUGCCACAAAACAUUAUUACUGAAUGAUUACAAGAAGUAAUCUGUAAUACAGUAUUACAUGAAAAACAAAAUGUGACUCUGCAUUGCUGUAAAAAUACUUAAAAGUAUUUGACAAUUUGUUUAGUGUGAUUUAUCCGUACUGUCCCUGGCAUUGAUGCUGUUGGGGGUAAUUUAAGACUGUUUCCUUCAUUUGUAAAAGCAGUGAACAGAGAUCCGUUGACACAAUUUGAUUAGAAAGACAAACUUUGAGGUUGCCAUGCAGACUCUACUUUAGCAGUCAUCUCGCCCUCUCGAAUACAACAAACAAAAGAAUCUAUGUCUUUUAUAGAUUUUUGUUUCCUAACCAGUUUCCAGUGUCUGCGUGCAUUUUUACCCCAAGGGGAAGUAUGACAACAGCCACAUGAUAUUUUUAUUCAGAGGUGUACAGUAUGGAUUAACACUAAACGGACUUUAAAAUAUGUGAAAGAGAACUGAAAAAUACAGACAUUGAAGACAAACUGUAACUAUUUAAAAAAGGAAAAAAAAAAAAAGCUCCAUGUUUAACACUAGCUAGGACUUAACAGAUUUGAAUCACUUUUGUAUUUUUGUAUAAACAUGUAAAUACGUUUUUAAAGAAAAAAAAUGUUGCAAAUUCUUUCUUUUGUAAAAUAAAUCAAUAAAAGAUUAAGUUUACAUGAUUAUUUCCAAGCCUUUGUAUAUUUUAGAGCUGUGCAACACCUUAAGUCUUGUAUUUAUUUUUUUGGGAGGGCUGGGUUACAACAUUGUGAAAUUUCCAUUAUUCUAUAUCUAAUUCAUUUAAACAGCUCAUCCGGCUGCUUAGUAACUGUGCAUAGAAAAAAAGCCAAUAAAUGUGACUGCAAUGAAA